GACUCCCUCGUUCAUGAAGUUGAUCAUCAGCACCGCGGUUUCCCGGAACCCGAAUGUCAAAUUGACGAAAACAAAGAAAAUAUUGAUUGGCGCAGAACUCGUACCAAUGAGUGUCAUCCACAUGACGAGGGAGAGAUUCCCAAAUGCCGAGAUUCAGUCGAUAUAUGGCUCGAGUGAGGCAGGAGUCGUAGGAGCAUUUUCAUUUCUUCGGAUUCCAGCCGACAGCCCCAUCCCAGAGAAGCUGGUCUACAAGCUGGCCAAACCUGGCGUGCGCUGCCUUCUCUUUGACGAGAAAGGCGAGAUCAUCGAUCCACGGUACUCCAACAGCGGAAUCCUGGUUUUUGCCGUCGAUCCCGAACAUCCUGCCAAGGACCAUCCGAACUUUGUCAACGCUGAUCCCAACGACAAGCUGUCGACUUUCGGCUUCCUCGUGGAUGGCUCGCCCCGAGUCUGCACCAUGGACUGGGUCGAGAUGGUCAGCGACAAGGAGUUCAGUGUUGUUGGAAGAUUCGACCAGAAGAUCAAAGUCAACGGUGUCUAUGUCGACCUCAACGGCCUCAAGGAGCUUGUCCACAAGCACCUGUCCCAGGUCAUCGCCGACUGCUACUUCAUCCACACCUCCGAGAGGAAGAUCAUCUUGCUCUACAUCCUUCAGGAAGGAUACAACCCCAACCUGACCUCGGCCGAUAUCAUCCGAGUCGUCGAGGACAUGUUCUUGCUGCUGAACGUCUCCAAGGUCCCCAUCCACAACUGCCUCAGGCUCCACGAGUUCCCCUUCAACGACUCGGGCAAGGUCGAUCUCAAGAAGCUCAAGCGCAUCGCCGAGAACGUCGAGCAGUACGGCCAGGCGGUCGAUUACCCGGCUCUCAUGGUCACCAGAACGUUCUUGACCAAGAUUGCCUUCAAGAUCUCCGAGUUCAGCAGCCAGAUCCUGGACAACCCUGGUCUCUACGGCCGCAACUUUUACAUUGGCGGCGUCGGCUUUGACUCGCUGAGCAUCGGCCGCCUGGCCCUCGCCCUCAGGGAGGAGUACGGUGUCGAGAUCUCGCCAAUGAUCCUGCUGUCGAACAGCAUGAGUCCCAAGGAUGUCGCCCAGCUGGUCGUCGACAUUCUCGACGACAAGCUGGUGAUUCCGCCGACAAUCGAUCUGGCUGCCGAGGCUGCCAAGCUCGACGAUGCGAGUGUGACGGCCGAGGGUUUCCCUCCGUUUGUCUAUCCCAAGGAAGUCCGCGGCAUCGUCCUGACGGGUGCAACCAGCUUCCUCGGAGCAUUCCUGAUCUUUGAGCUGGCACACAAGUUCCCUCGAGCCAAGAUCUACUGUCUGGCACGAACCGAGACCGAGAAACUGGCCUUCCUCCGCACCUACUCCAACGCCUCGAGGCUGGUGAUUGCAUCGCGGAACAAGAACGAUCCGUGGUAUGACGUGCGAGACCGGUGGGUUGGUCUGCGCGGCGACGUUUCCAAGGAGCGAUGGGCACUCUCGGACGAGCGAUGGAAGGAGAUUUGCGAAGAGACCGACAUGAUUGUGCACAACGCCGCCGAGGUGCACUGGCUCUACAACUACAACGAGCUCAAGGCAACAAACGUCCUCAGCACGGUGACGGUGCUGCAGCUGGCCACGACGCACCAUCUCAAGGUGGUGCACUACAUCUCGACCAUCGGGACGAUUGCCAUGGCCAAGGGCUCCGACAAGCCGCUCGAGGAGAAAAUGUACUCCAACUGGAACCUGUCGGGCGGCUACUCGCAGACCAAGUGGGUCUCUGAGCAGCUGAUCAACAAGGCACGAUCGAGGGGCGUGCCUGCAACCAUCAUUCGGCCAGCAAUCAUUGCUGGCGACAGCGGAUACGGAGUGUGCAACACAGACGACUAUAUCUGGCGAUACGUCGAGGGAUGCAUCAAGCUCGGCAUUUGCCCGGCAAACGCCAGUCCCGUCACUUGGACCAUGGAUCCAGUCGACCAUGUUGCCAAGGUGAUUGCCGAGAUUGUCAGCUCGGAGGAGGCGCUGUCCAAGUUUGUGUUCCACAUCAGCGACUCGGAGCACAGUGUCAUCACCGAGAAGCGUGUCUUCGAGAUCGCCGAUUCCGUUGGCUGGACCGUCCUGCAGGACACUCGCGAAAAGUUCAGGACCAUCAUCUGGCGCAACCCAUCGCCCGAUAACCACGCCCUGCUUGCGUUCAUGCGGAUGCUGAUGGACCUGUCCUUCAGGGUCGACAACACCAACACUCGCUCGAUCUACCCGACGCCGUGUCCCUCGCCCGAGUUGGUCGUCAGGAAGAGUCUCUUCCACUUGGAUCGGGUGUCCUAUCUCGACCAGCCCACGGCGGCGGAGACCGAGCUCAAGGACGAGGAGUAUCCCGAUGUCCGUCCCUUCACCCGCACCGGCCGCCACUGAUGUUGUGCUGGCUGGGCAGACCGAUCGAUCAGUGUCGUCUCGCUGCCCUUCCGUUCUGCGGCCGAGUCUUGUUGACUGCCAGACACUGAACACGAUUGAUCCAACAUUGAGAUGUGUGUGGUGUGUGGUGUGUGGUGUGUGGUGUGUGGUGGAUGGUGAUGAAGAUGGUGGUGGAUUGCACUGUCGGCAUCCAGUCCUUCCUGCGUCGCAUC
Molecule: messenger RNA, 2604 nt
Organism: Polychytrium aggregatum
Lineage: Eukaryota; Fungi; Chytridiomycota; Chytridiomycetes; Polychytriales
Product: male sterility protein-domain-containing protein
Exons: 5
Coding region: 14-2392 (792 amino acids)
Source: RefSeq, a predicted model, not a curated record